Molecule: messenger RNA, 2670 nt
Organism: Brassica oleracea var. oleracea
Lineage: Eukaryota; Viridiplantae; Streptophyta; Magnoliopsida; Brassicales; Brassicaceae
Product: phosphatidylinositol 4-phosphate 5-kinase 7-like
Exons: 10
Coding region: 296-2605 (769 amino acids)
Biological process (GO): phosphatidylinositol metabolic process
Molecular function (GO): 1-phosphatidylinositol-4-phosphate 5-kinase activity; ATP binding
Source: RefSeq, a predicted model, not a curated record
AGUCAAUAUAUUAAUAAAAGAUAUUUUAUAAGAGAAGAGAAAGAAGAAAAAAAACAUGUCGUAUAAACUCGCUAAAAAGAGAAAGAGGAAGCUGGGUUUGAAUGGAACAUUGGUGCAUGCGGGCGGAAACAUAAAUAUUUUACAGUAAAACCUCAGAAUAAAUUAAAAAAAAAGCUUCUCAAACUCUUUGCUCAAUCUUUGAGCUUUCUUCUCCCUUGUUAAGAUUCGUCUGGAGAAGAGGACCAUGUGCUCAAGAAGGCAGCUUUAAACAUCAUUUGUAAAGUGGGUGAAACAAAUGUUCUUGGAUCACCUAGAAGCUAAAGCUGAGAUGGAUACAAGUAUCCUCAGCCCUCCUGAAGAAAGAAGAGAAUUCUCAAACGGUGAUUUCUACUCUGGUGAAGUCAAAGGAUUGCUUCCUCAUGGUAAGGGAAAGUACUCAUGGUCAGAUGGAACCGUCUACGAAGGAGACUGGGACCAAGGCAAAAUCUCUGGCAAAGGGAAGCUUAUAUGGUCAUCCGGAGCCAAAUACGAGGGAGACUUCUCCGGCGGCUACCUUCACGGCAUCGGCACCAUGACUUCACCAGACCAAUCUGUUUACAGUGGAGCAUGGAGGAUGAACGUAAGGCACGGCCUCGGGAGGAAAGAGUAUUGCAACUCUGAUCUUUACGAUGGCUCAUGGAGAGAAGGGUCGCAAGAAGGGCGUGGCAGUUACUCUUGGACUAAUGGGAAUAGGUACAUAGGGAGCUGGAAGAAGGGUAAGAUGUGUGGGAGAGGGGUGAUGAGAUGGGGUAAUGGUGAUCUUUUCGAUGGGUUUUGGUUGAAUGGGUGUAGACAUGGCUCUGGGGUUUAUAAGUUUGCUGAUGGUUCUUUGUAUUUUGGGACGUGGUCUCGUGGUGUUAAAGACGGGAAGGGAAUCUUUUAUCCUGCUGGGAGUAAACAUCCUUCUCUGAAGAAGUGGUGCCGGUCUCUUGAGUAUGAUGACACGGGGAAGUUUGUGCUUUCUCGUAGCUCGUCGAUAGAUGUUGAUGAGCUUAGGAGUUUGAGUUUGAGCACUGUGAAUCGAAGCCUUUCCAUGAGAACUUCAACUAGUGGAAUGUCUGAUCAUCCAAGAGAGUUGACAUCUAAGUCUGCAAGGACUUUGGGCUCAGGGCAAAGCGAGGGACAGGAUAAGAAGAACCGUGUCGCUUACGAAAGGGAGUACAUGCAAGGAGUUUUGAUUAGAGAAAGUGUCACCACGAGUUCUGUUGACAGGUCACUCAAAAUUAGACCACCUUCAACUCUUAGUAAGCAAGUCAGUGCGAGGACUUUCUUGACCUUUCUUACUGGGGAACAUAAUUAUCAUCUGAUGCUUAAUCUCCAACUUGGUAUCAGGUAUACUGUUGGGAAAAUUACACCAGUGCCAAGGCGAGACGUGCGUGGUUCUGACUUUGGUAAGAAGGCCAGAACGGUGAUGUUCUUCCCUAAAGACGGCUCUAAUUUUACGCCUCCGCACAAAUCUAUCGACUUCUCUUGGAAAGACUAUUGUCCUAUGGUUUUCAGGAAUUUGAGGGAAAUGUUCAAGUUAGAUGCAGCAGAGUACAUGAUGUCUAUAUGUGGUGAUGAUGGCCUGACAGAGAUUUGUUCCCCUGGGAAAAGUGGCAGUAUCUUCUACCUUUCUCACGACGACAGAUUUGUUAUCAAGACAUUAAAAAAAUCUGAGCUGAAGGUUCUACUGAGAAUGUUGCCUAGGUACUAUAAACAUGUAGGGGACCAUGAGAACACACUUAUAACCAAAUUCUUUGGAGUUCAUAGAAUAACACUCAAGUGGGGGAAGAAGGUACGCUUUGUGGUCAUGGGAAAUAUGUUUUGCACAGAGCUGAAGAUUCAUCGUAGAUAUGAUCUCAAGGGUUCAUCACAUGGGAGAUUUACUGAAAAGAUUAAAAUCCAAGAAAAGACCACGUUGAAAGAUCUUGAUCUUGCUUAUGAAUUUCACAUGGACAAGCUGUUAAGGGAAGCACUCUUCAAGCAAAUUUAUUUGGACUGCGCGUUCUUGGAAUCUCUGCAGAUCAUUGACUACAGUCUCUUACUGGGAUUACAUUUUAGAGCUCCAGGGCAGCUUAAUGAUAUCCUUGAGCCUCCUAACGCAAUGUCAGAUCAAGAGAGCGUUUCUUCUGUAGAUGUUGGUGUAACUCAAGAACUCUCCAUUCCUCCAAAAGGAUUGCUAUUGGUGACUCACGAACCCAACUCCGUGAGUACUGCACCAGGUCCUCACAUCAGAGGAAGCACACUCAGAGCAUUUUCCGUUGGAGAGCAGGAAGUUGAUCUCAUUCUCCCUGGAACUGCAAGGCUGCGGGUACAGUUAGGAGUGAACAUGCCGGCUCAAGCUCACCACAAGCUUGAUGAGGACAAGGAAGAGUCGGCGACAAUUGAGCUCUUUGAAGUAUACGAUGUGGUUGUGUACAUGGGAAUCAUAGAUAUUCUACAAGAGUAUAACACCAAGAAGAAAGUGGAGCAUAAAUGCAAGUCUUUGCAGUAUGAUCCCAUGACAAUAUCUGUGACUGAACCCACCAUUUACUCAAAACGUUUUGUCAAUUUUCUGCAUAAGGUGUUCCCUGAAGAGAUGUAGGACUCAAACAACAAUCAUUCUUCUCCCAUUUAUGAUCAUCUAGUCAAUGCUUUUUAUACAUCUGA